GAAGAAGAAGAAGUUCAGUGCACAGAAGCUUCUACAGUAAAUAACUUACGUUGUACAUUGAUAAAUAAGAAGACAUGCUUUCCGUCCUCACAUUGCUAUUGAUCUUAUUCAGUCUAAAUGAGGCCAAACAGAAAGAUUUGUACACUUUCAAAGUUGUUAAUAGCAGAGGGAGAUUAGUCUCUUUGGAAAAAUACAGGGGUUCGGUGUCUCUUGUGGUGAAUGUGGCCAGUGACUGUGGCUUCACUGAGGAUCACUACACAGACCUUCAACAGCUGCAGAGGGACUUUGGGCCGUCCCACUUUAACAUCCUGGCCUUCCCCUGCAACCAGUUUGGCCAGCAGGAGCCUGGCAGCGACAAGGACAUUGACGCCUUUGUCCGGCGUGUCUACGGAGUCUCCUUCCCCCUCUUCAGCAAGAUUGCUGUGGUGGGCACCGGGGCCAACAAUGCCUUCAAGUACCUUGUGGAGAUGUCAGGAAAAGAGCCCGACUGGAACUUCUGGAAGUACCUCAUCGAUACAGAUGGGAAAGUCGUGGAUGCCUGGGGACCCAGUGUCUCUGUCAAAGAACUCCGACCUAAAAUAGCUGAAAUGGUACGGAAUAUCAUCCUCAAGAAGAAAGAGGAACUUUAACUCAACACCUCAAGACCCAUCUGACAAUCUAUUCAGGAAUAUCCUAUGUGAUUGAAAUCCACUGUCUGCAACAAAAACACCCCGAGCAUCAUAAAAAUACGCACCAAGCACCACACACUCCAAGCACCACACACUCCAAGCACCACACACUCCAAGCACCACACACUACAUACGGUAAAUGUUGUAUUCUACAGAUGUAAGAUCUUAAUUUGAGCUAGAUUGCUAGAUCAGGAAAAUAAUCCUGCAGCAAUAGAAAAUGUGAAUUAUUAUGUGGAUUAUAAUAAAUGGGCAUUUUUGUAGGUGUUGAUACAUUUUUAGGGAAAAUCAAUUCUGGAAUUUCAAAAUGUGAAAUUACAAGCUUCAGAAGCCUUUUUAAACCUCAAAUACACUAAAUCAAAUUAAGUGAUCAAAUUAAGAUCCUGUAUCUGUGCCCCUAUUAACUUUUAUGAAACCACCUCUACGACUGCAUUCAGCAUACUGAUAUCCUCUUUUGGAAGCAGUUGAUCUGCCUGCGAAAAACUCUCAUCAGUAAUCAGAGCUUAUUGUUGUGCUGUUGCCAGGUUCUUUGUAUUGGAUUGCCUUUUCAUGGUACAUGUGUGCACAUUAAUAAAUAUACUUUUACAAAGUGG
Molecule: messenger RNA, 1258 nt
Organism: Oncorhynchus masou masou (cherry salmon)
Lineage: Eukaryota; Metazoa; Chordata; Actinopteri; Salmoniformes; Salmonidae
Gene: gpx7
Product: glutathione peroxidase 7
Exons: 3
Coding region: 75-629 (184 amino acids)
Biological process (GO): response to oxidative stress
Molecular function (GO): glutathione peroxidase activity
Source: RefSeq, a predicted model, not a curated record